Messenger RNA from Adineta ricciae, 657 nucleotides. The record is from the annotation of a GenBank genome assembly. Lineage: Eukaryota; Metazoa; Rotifera; Eurotatoria; Adinetida; Adinetidae.
AUGUCGUCAACACUUGUCAUCCUGACUAGUACACAAUACGUAAGCAGUAGAUCGAUUCGACGACGAGGAUUAUUUGAUUUCUCUCAAUAUGGCUUGCUUCCAUCCGAUUAUGUUCCUGGCAUGAAACUUCACCGAAAAUUUGUAAGACCGACAAACUUUUCGUUUCCUUCAUCAACGAUGUGGUCAAGAAGAGUUGCUAAAUACAGGGAACAAGUUGUUGACGGUCGCACAACAAGUGUUACUUUGGAAUUGCUUGAUGAUGGCGCAACUAUUUAUUCUCGUACAAUAACCAAACAAGAAUAUAGAAGAAAAGAUGUUACUUCAUCAGCUCCGAAAUUGGCAUGGGAUGAUUUCUUGCUGGUAUUGCAAGUAUUCAUGUUGGGAAAUAGUCAGGAACGCGAAUCUGACAUUGCACGCGCUUUCGACAUUCUCGACCAAGGUAGAAGAGGCCUCUACAAUCGAACAAUCACUUUGUCGGAUGGUCAAAUUUCACCCGAUGAACUACGAGCCUUUUUAUCAGUCCUUACCGAUGAGUAUUGUGUUGACCUUUGUGUUUUUCUGGCUGACACAGAUGGAUCUGGACAAAUUAGUUUGUCUGAAUUUACCCGAUUGGUUAAAUCAGGAUUGGCAAGAGAUAUUAUCUGCGAAUGCGUCUAA